Molecule: messenger RNA, 2578 nt
Organism: Acanthopagrus latus (yellowfin seabream)
Lineage: Eukaryota; Metazoa; Chordata; Actinopteri; Spariformes; Sparidae
Product: lanC-like protein 3
Exons: 5
Coding region: 143-1366 (407 amino acids)
Biological process (GO): peptide modification; carbohydrate metabolic process
Cellular component (GO): plasma membrane
Source: RefSeq, a predicted model, not a curated record
CAAUCAGCUGAGAGCCGAUCUGACUGGACGAGCAAUCAGUGUGUUUCCUCUCUCUCUCUCUCAUCCUCGGAUACCUUGAGCAUCAAACCCCGCUGAGUUACCGCCGAGGCCUGCUCUCUGUGCUCUCCCUGGUCAUCCGGUGAUGGAAAACACCCGCUGCUUUGCAAACCGCUUCUCCGACUACAAAGGUGCCUUGCUCCCGGGUCAGGGCGUGCAGCACAUCUUGCCCGCCGUCGUCGCCACCGUCGACAAAGUCCUGAAAAAGCUCCCCGUCGACAUCAGCGACUGCGACGGAGGGCUGUACGAUGGCCCGGCCGGGGUGGCUUACAUGCUGUACCACGUCAGCGAGUGUCCGCUGUUCUCCGAGCAGCGGGACGUGUACCUGAAGACGGCCAAGCAGAUCAUCGACGUGUCGGUCAGGUACGUGGACGCGGAGCCGGACAAGAACAUGAGAGCCGCCUUCCUGCUCGGCGGGGCGGGCGUCUACGCCGUGGCCGCGAUGAUAUACAAAUCCCUGGGCUUGGCUGACUUCGUUAAGCCGCUGACCAAAUUUCGGAACCUGUGGGAGGUGUGCGCGCCCAUCAGCUUCCUGGAGUGCGGCUCGGACGAGCUGUUCGUGGGCCGGGCCGGCUAUCUGUGCGCUGCCCUGGUCCUCAAACAGAAGCUGGGCAUAGAGAUUCUGAGCAAGGACCAAAUCAAAUCCAUUUGUCAGGCCAUCAUUGAGUCAGGGCGACAGUACGCCAGGAGGAAGAGGAAGCCUUUCCCUCUCAUGUACUCGUACUAUGGAACAGAGUAUCUUGGUGCAGCCCACGGCCUCUCGUCAGUGCUGCAGAUGCUGCUGAGCUACCAGGACGUGCUCAGCGGGGUAGAGAAGGAUCUGGUGUGGCAGAGCGUCGACUUCCUCAUGAACCAGGAGCAGAACUGCAACUGGCCCGCAGAGCUGGGCGCCAUGAUAGAGAGAGAGAACGAACUGGUGCACUGGUGCCACGGAGCCCCAGGUGUGGCAUAUCUGUUUGCCAAAGCCUACCUGAUCAAUAAGAAGCCCCAGUAUCUGGACACAUGCAUCCGCAGUGGGGAGCUCGUGUGGCAGAAAGGUCUGCUGAAGAAGGGCCCUGGGAUUUGUCACGGGGUUGCUGGUAGCGCUUACGUCUUCCUCCUGCUGUAUCGGCUCACAGGCAACUCAAAAUACAUCUACCGCGCUCAGAGGUUUGCAGAGUUCCUCUUCACCGAGGAGUUCAAGACAGGCUCCCACUCAGUGACCAGCGUCUGCAGCCUGUUUGAAGGCCUGUCAGGGACGAUCUGCUUCCUGGUCGACCUCCUGCAGCCGGACCAGUCGGAGUUCCCUCUGUUCAGUGUCUUUGUGUGAAUGGAUCUGGGUAACUGCUGUUCGCUGACCUGAACAAACAUCGAUCCUUCCCUCUGAAACCCUUUCAAGACCUGGAUUAUUGAAAGCACAGCCAUUGAGAAUGUGGAGGGAUGGAUGGUAUUUGUUUGGGAAUUAGAAAAUCCUAUUUGAGUGCAGUUGCAGUAGAUAAAAUGGUCUCGAUAUUUUGUCUGUGCUGAGGUGGAUGUUCAGCUUCUAGGCUUUACCAGAUUCAUUCCUCUUACUGUAACAUAGCCCAUCACUGAAGCAGAGCUUUGUUACUGAGUACGUUGAUUAAAAUUGCAGCAUUUUGUUCAAAGAUGCCGCUCUCAGGUCAGAACGACACACGCACGAUACCAUCGACAGUUUAAAGUAAACAGCUAUCACACCCAAGUCUCAAAAAAAACAAAAAACAAAACAAGUGUCACAUAAUGCCUUUAAAAUUUUUCUACCACUCCACCAGCUGAGCGUCACGUAAUCGCAGACCUUUGAGUUCAUGUCUUUAGGGUUCAUAAUUUCUGAAAUUAGUGCUGUUAUGACCUUGGUUGGUUACUGUGAUCGAUGGAUUUUGAUACAGAACUUGCAAAAUAAUCAAAACUGGGUAGAGACGGAUGCUAAGAGAAGUAGCUGUAGAUUAUCGUCCUCUCAAUAGUCUCACUUUGUUUGCACUGUGCAAUAUUGCUGACUCACCUGUGUGAAACGAGGUUGUUAGUAUAUUUCGAUGUUUAAAUUGUGGGGAUAUAUGAAAUGUCGUGUUGUGAUCUGUUACGACUUUUACCCUGUAAAGACAAAAAUGAGUAUGUAAGGGUUUGUGAUGGAGGCCGAGAACAAAAGAGCUGAAAAAGUAUCGUCAGUGUGAGAAUUUGAUUUUCUUUCCGAGUCAAAUGAGACUCAGUUAUGUCAAUUACGGAUUUCUUUGAUUAAACGUGAUAAUGAGGCCUUAAAAACAAAGCUGUUGCAUUUGGAAAAUGAUGCAAAGCGGAGACGAGCAGAAACAUUGGAAGGUGAAAAUGCGUCAGGCAGCGUUUUGGAACACGUUGCUCAAGUUGGUAACGAGGUGAAGAACAGCAAACCAAAGCAGGUUCCCAAUGCUAACUGUGCCUGUUGUGGAAUAUUUAUAACUUGUGUAUGUGUGUGCAUUUUGCAAUCCACGCUGUCCACAAAAAAAAAGUCUACAGGGUUGUUGUUAUUAAAGUGUCCAGAUGAAAAUAAAAA